Sitophilus oryzae (rice weevil) is the source of this 1930-nucleotide messenger RNA. RefSeq names its product glycylpeptide N-tetradecanoyltransferase 1. Bases 51 to 1499 code for a protein of 482 amino acids. Gene Ontology annotation, cellular component: cytoplasm. The transcript is spliced from 8 exons. Gene Ontology annotation, biological process: N-terminal peptidyl-glycine N-myristoylation. The record is from RefSeq and is a predicted model, not a curated record. Lineage: Eukaryota; Metazoa; Arthropoda; Insecta; Coleoptera; Curculionidae. Gene Ontology annotation, molecular function: glycylpeptide N-tetradecanoyltransferase activity.
AUGUUCUGUGGUGUAGUCUGUCACUUUAGUUUUAUUUGUCAAAAGUCGAAAUGUCGGAAAAUCCCGAGAAAAUUUUACCGGAAAACUCUGAGAACAAUAGUAAAAUAGAUGGAAAUAUCGCUAAUAAUGUACAAAAUAAAAGUGGCAAAAAGAAGCAUCGCAAUAAGAAAGGAAAGAAUGACGAAAGUCAACAAAAUUCCAACAAUGAACAAAACAGUGAGGACGCGUCCUUGCUCAAUACCUUAUCAAACCCCUUGAAUACCAUUUCAAUCAAAGAUCUUAAAGCCGCUAUGGAGGUAAUUUCUUUGUCGCAAAAACCAGCUAAAACACCUGAAGAGGCUUUAAAAAAAUCAUAUCAGUUUUGGAGCACCCAACCAGUCCCAAAAAUGGAUGAAAAAAUUACUGUAAACGAAGCAAUUGAACCAGAUAAGCCAGUUAGUGAAGUUAGGGCUGAACCGUAUUCAUUACCGGAUGGUUUUGUUUGGGACACAUUACAUCUAGAUGAUCCAUUGGUUUUGAAAGAACUAUAUACGUUGCUUAAUGAAAAUUAUGUUGAAGAUGAUGACUCAAUGUUUAGAUUCGAUUACCAACCUGAAUUUUUGAAAUGGGCACUUCAACCACCAGGGUGGAAAAAAGAAUGGCAUUGUGGAGUAAGAGUAGUGAAAAGUGGCCGUCUAGUUGGAUUUAUAUCUGCUAUACCAGCUACAUUAAACAUUUAUAAGAAGAGUCAGAAGAUGGUAGAAAUCAAUUUUCUCUGUGUUCAUAAAAAGUUACGCUCUAAGAGAGUAGCCCCGGUUCUUAUAAGGGAGAUAACGCGCCGUGUCCAUCUUGCUGGACUUUUCCAGGCUGUUUACACUGCCGGGAUUGUUUUACCAAAGCCGGUGUCCACAUGUACGUAUUGGCAUCGAUCACUAAAUCCAAAGAAAUUAAUUGAGGUAAAAUUUUCUCAUUUAUCUCGAAAUAUGACCAUGCAAAGAACCCUAAAGUUGUACAAGCUCCCAGACUCUCCAAAAACACCUGGUUUUAGGAGAAUGAAAACCGAGGAUAUUGACGCUACCCAUAAAUUACUAGUAGAGUUUUUGAGUCGUUUCGACUUGGCACCAUAUUUUACCAAAGAAGAUUUUGUGCAUUGGUUCGUACCUCGGCCAAAUAUUAUUGACAGUUUCGUGGUAGAAAACAAUAAUGUGAUUACUGAUUUUGUGAGUUACUAUACAUUACCAAGCAGCGUGAUGCAUCAUCCUGUACACAAAAGUUUGAAGGCUGCUUAUAGUUUUUAUAACGUUAGUACAAAAACCCCAUGGAUCGAUCUGAUGCAAGAUGCCCUUAUAUCUGCCAAGCAGUUACACUUUGACGUUUUCAAUGCUCUGGAUCUGAUGGAAAAUUCUGAAUUUCUAGAAGCUUUAAAGUUCGGUAUAGGAGAUGGCAAGUUGCAAUACUACCUGUACAACUGGAAGUGCCCUUCUAUGGGGGCUAACCAAAUAGGGCUUGUUCUCCAAUAGGAAAUUUAAUCCAAAUUUGCAUAAUUUACUUAGUUUUAUAUUAUUUUUAAUAUAAAUGAAUGGUGGUUUUGCAUAAUACGAAAUAUUUUAGGUAAAACGGUCUAUUUCAGUAUUUUGUUUGUUGAUUUUCUGAUAUUUUUGAUUAAACAUUAUUAGUAAGAAUAACUAAAUUCAGAAUUAUAUAUUAAUUUGAGUUGUAGUAUGAAUGUAUAAUGAACUGAAAAUUGAAAUAUGCCCAAAAUUCUUAGUCUUUCAAUUAUAAAAAAAUAUAGAAUUAUUAUUAAUUGUUAUGAUAUGUUUUUUAUCUUUUGGACUGGUGUAUUAAUGCUUAUAGAUUUCUAUAACAAUUUUUGAAAAUGAAUUAUAAAUUCUUACUAGGGGGUGGAUGUAUAUUCUCUAAUAACAAAUUUUAAAGAAUAAAUAUUAGAAAA